Miscanthus lutarioriparius is the source of this 951-nucleotide messenger RNA. The record is from the annotation of a GenBank genome assembly. Lineage: Eukaryota; Viridiplantae; Streptophyta; Magnoliopsida; Poales; Poaceae.
AUGAAGAAGUGCCCAUCGGAGCUGGAGCUGGAGGCCUUCCUCCGCGGCCGGGAGGACGCCACGGCGGCGGCGGCGGGCGAGCAGAAGCCUGUGCACGACGUCGCUGCGCUGGCGCCUUUCGGUGCCGGUGGCGUGUUCCCCAGCGAUCUGUCCGCCUUCAGCUUCGCUGACUCGAACACUCUCAAUGGAAGCAUUCAUAAUCACCUAUGGUCGCAUAACCACAACGUGAGGCAUCCUGCAGUCUCCACAACAAUCGAGUCACAAUCGUCAAUCUGUGCAGCAGCAAGUCCAACAUCAGCUACCAACCUAUAUCUGAAAGAGAGCCAAACUUUGGGUGGCACAAGUGGUUCAGACUCUGAUAGUGAUUCGCUGUUGGAUAUCGAGGGUGGUCCAUGCGAACAAAGCACAAACCCACAGGACGUGAAGAGAAUGCGACGGAUGGUGUCGAACCGUGAGUCUGCUCGACGGUCAAGGAAGAGGAAGCAAGCCCACUUAGCUGAUCUUGAGACACAGGUUGACCAGCUGCGAGGCGAAAAUGCAUCGCUCUUUAAGCAGCUGACAGACGCCAACCAGCAAUUCACAACCGCAGUCACGGACAACAGGAUCCUGAAAUCAGAUGUGGAGGCCCUCAGAGUCAAGGUGAAGCUGGCGGAGGACAUGGUGGCCCGCGGCGCGCUGUCGUGCGGGCUGGGCAGCCUGGUUCUGUCGCCGGUGCUGAACCCGCGGCAGGCAUGCCGUGGCCCCGACGUACUGUCCGGCCUGGACUUCCCCGGCGACGACGCCUGCUUCACGGUGCUGUCCCCGACGGAGCAGCUCCAGAACUCGCCCCUGCAGAGCAUCGCCAGCCUCGAGAGCCUGGAGAACCGGAUGGCUAGCGAGGUGACGAGCUGCGGCGGCCCCGGCGUCGACGUCUGGCCGUGGGAUCACUCCAACGGCGGGCUGUCCAAGUGA